Messenger RNA from Oncorhynchus tshawytscha (Chinook salmon), 2148 nucleotides. Its product is annotated as ornithine decarboxylase antizyme 2-like. Lineage: Eukaryota; Metazoa; Chordata; Actinopteri; Salmoniformes; Salmonidae. Gene Ontology annotation, cellular component: nucleus; cytoplasm. Gene Ontology annotation, biological process: positive regulation of protein catabolic process. The record is from RefSeq and is a predicted model, not a curated record. Gene Ontology annotation, molecular function: ornithine decarboxylase inhibitor activity.
AGCUAACUUCACCUCUAAGUAGCUACGUAUCGCUUGUUUCCCCUACGUAGCUCAUAGCUGGAGUUCAGAAGUGAUCAAGCUCUAUUCCUCAGCCGACCAUUGCAGCGAGCAGUCAGAAGCCAGUCGUGUCUCUCUCCGAGGCCGGAUGGUAAAAUCCAACCUCCAGCGGAUCUUAAACAGUCAUUGCUUUGCUCGCGAGAAAGAAGGAAAACCACAGUUCUGUACUACAAUGGCGGAUUUAAGUAGUAACGUUAAUAUUUGUGACAUGAUUGGCAACCUGUCCCUACACUGUUGUAGUACCCGCGGUCCGGGGCCUCUGUGGUGCUCCGAUGCCCCUCUCCCACCCCUGAAGAUCCCAGGUGGGCGAGGGAAUGGUCAACGGGAUCACACUCCUUCAGCUCGGCCGCUCUACUCUGACCGGAAGUUGACUGUGACAGAGGAGCCGGCGGGGAACGGUCGCCCCGGGAUACUCCGCUUCCAGAGCCGCCCCACUGUUUCCAAGGUGAUCCACUGGGGCGCUGUGCUGAGCGGGAACGCUCUGUAUGUGGAGAUACCGAUGGACCCGCUCCCCGAGGGCAGCAAGGAGAGUUUUGCGGCUCUUUUGGAGUAUGCGGAAGAACAUCUUGAAGUUGUCAGCGUGUUCGUCUGCUUUUACAAGAAUAGAGAUGAUCGCGCUAAACUUGUGCGCACAUUCAGCUUUCUGGGCUUCGAGAUAGUGAAACCGGGCCAUGCCCUUGUCCCACUCCGACCUGACGUUUUCUUCAUGGCCUACAACUUCGACAAGGACUCCUCCUCCGAUGAGGAUUAGCUCUGACCCCUGUGGGGUGUUCCAGGAAACAGAAUCAUCAAUUUAGCCAGCUAACUUUGAUAAACAGCCAGAUAUAGGCACAUCUUUUUGAUUUUUCUGGUUUAUUCAGAAAGCUAAACCCGAGCACAGGUUUAUUGGUUAAGUCAGUCAUACCAUUUCAAUUCUAUAUUCUAGGAAAGAUGAAGUAAUUUCCAAAUGUUUAGUUAAGACAUUUAGCUGAUUAAGUAACACAUUGAUCCUGCUUAUUGGAACAGCCCCCUGCCUAGCAUGGAUCCCAACUUGAAUUGUGCUGUUUUCACUAUUGUUUCACAAACUGUUUCAAUGAAGAGAUGGUUCAGCCAGACUGAAGUCUGAUGGCCAUGCUGUGAUGACCACAAUUGUGAAGUGAAACAAUUGUGUGAAACGGAGAAAUUCAGUUUGGGAUCCAGGCUUACCCCUUACCCACUGCUCCACCAAACCCCACUCUAUGUGACCCAAGUGCUUACAGCCUUCCAUGCUUUUGUUCAAAGGAAGUGGAUGAUUAGUUUCGAUAUUGUAUCCCCCAGUUUCACAGCUUGGCUGACAUUUCUCUCUCCUCUCUUUCAUCCCUUUAAGUUCUUUAUUAUUUAGGUUUCAUUGGUAUUUUGUUCAUUACUUGAGAGGGAACCAUGUUUUUAUGGACUUUGAGCAUAUUGCAAUUCUCAUCAAGCAUAAAACUAUUAUCAUCAAUCGAUUGUCUUGUUUUAUUCUUGUUGAUAGGCGGAAGGAGGUUUUUUUUUUCUUGAAUGUAAAAAAAAACAGCAUCAGGUUUACGCUUGGGUACUCCAGCUUUUAAUUUGAUUGGCUAAGGUAUAUGCUUUUAUUUCAUUAGCUAUAUUUGAUAUAAGCUUUUUAUUUAAUUGGCUAAGCUAUAAAAACAUUUCCGCCCCACCUUUGUGACAUACAUUUUGAUAAAGCACUCAAGUCCUCUGACAAAUGUUGUAAUGUGUGUAAACAUUUUGCUGUUAAGCAACAACAAAAAGCUCCAAUAUUGGUAUUUCAUUGCUGGAUAAUAGCCCUUUACACUUUAGCACAUGUGAAUGCUGUUAUGUGUAACUGGUUUGGGUGCUUCAAUUUGAGAAGUAAAUAUGUAAAAUGAUGGAUUGGUUCAAAGCAACCCCAAAAAAAGUCCUUUUUGCUUUUCUUUCAUGUAUAUCUGAAAAUGAUUGUACCAUUGUUUGGAUAAAAUUGCUGUGAUGUUUCGAUUUUUUUUGGACUAGCAUUCCGUUUAACUUUUUGAUUCUUUGUGGAGUUUAAGUUUGAUGUUCACCUUGCAUAGUGGUACCUAUUGUGCUCCUGUGAUAAUAAAAGUAUGAAAAAUA